Molecule: messenger RNA, 1627 nt
Organism: Diorhabda carinulata
Lineage: Eukaryota; Metazoa; Arthropoda; Insecta; Coleoptera; Chrysomelidae
Exons: 3
Coding region: 110-907 (265 amino acids)
Source: RefSeq, a predicted model, not a curated record
AGUUUAAUGAUACUGUCACUGAAUCAUCACAAAUAUGGAGACAGUAUAAAUGUGUAUAUUAAGUUAUGUUUUUUAAAUAUAACAAUGGAGCUAAGAUUGUUUUUAAAAUAUGGAGAACAAAAUAAACAAAUUAAAGAAAGAUUUUGGUGUGAUAGAAGAUUUGUCUGACAUACAAUUCUUACAAAUUCAUAAAGAAAAUUAUAAAACUGAAAUCAAUGAAAAUAAUUUCGGAGAAAAACUUACUACUCUCUAUAUCAUUAAAUUCAGCAUAUUCAAUUUGGUGUAUUGCAUGAAGCUGUUGGUAUUUAUUUACGAAAGUUCCUCUGAAAUUUUGAAAUUAGACCUGAAGCUACAAGAUGAAGAUUUGCAAAAAGAACUGGAAGUUUGUCGAAACUUUUUGCAGAGAAGUAGAAAUAUAAAUUCUACUUUUUUAAAUCUAAAAAAAUUUUCAAGACUUUGUGAAGCUCGAAGAUUGAUAAUAAAUAUCGUACUUAAAAAAGAACCAAGAAUUUCUUUGUAUAGAAACGAUGAAGAUGCUCUAUGUAUAAAGUAUACUUGUGAUUCUCCCAAUAUUAUGAUAGAAAUAUGCUGGAAAAUAGGUUGGGAUUUGAAGAAUUGUGACAUUUUGGAUACCAUUGAAGUGUAUUAUAAUAAUUUUGAGUUGCCAAAUUCACAAUUCAUCCAGGAGGAAUUAGAAGCUCUAACUCAUUCUUCUUUAGAUUUUAACAUAAAAUUAAAAUUAUGGAAAAAACUUAUGUCAGAUUUAUCAGAACAUACCAGACCAAUUGUAAUACUUGAUAAUGAACCAAACGAUCAAUCCGAUAAUGUUUUAGUUAUUUCUGAUAGUGAUGAUGAGAGGAGUGAAAUAGUGGACAUAACUAAUCAAGUUAUAUAUGUGACUGAUUAAAUCCGUAAAUGUUGCAACAUUAUGUUUUUCUUAAAUUACAAUAUUUUUGUUUCUCAAUUCCAUCAUCUUACAAACAGUUACUGCUUUUUAAAUGAGAAAUUGUGGAAGAAUAAAUGAUAUUAUUAUUCUUAUAUAUGAAUCUUUACUAUUUUUAAUGUACAUGUACCUACAAUAUCCAUUUUUCUUGAUAAACGGGGACAUGAAGCAAAAGAGGCAAAACUUAUGAGAUUCUGAGCAGUAUGAUGGAUCUAGAUAAAACAAAGUGCAUUUGUGAGUCUCAGGAAACUUUGUGAAAAAAAAAUUGUAUUUGUGUACCUGGAGCCAUCUUUAAGACUAAAAAGCUAUAUACCCCGCAACAGCUUCUGAUCCACAAUGAUUUUUAAAUUUUGAUUCAAUUACAAAUCAACAAAAUAUUUUGUAUGGUUUUGCUCCAGGAAAAUGGUGCCACAACUCUGCCUAUUUUUUAUUUGCAGGUUAAAGAAAAGUCUUUGUUAAAAUUAAAAAUAAAUAGAUUUAUUGAAUAUUUCAUGUUCAGUUACAAAUAUAAAUUCAUAGUAGAAAAAGCGGCCGAUUUAUCAUUUUAUUUUUUCAUAUUUUUGUAAAUAAGGUAAUAAUUUAUUAACAGAAAAUAUAAUAUUAAAUAACAUGUGCUUAUUAUAUUAAUAACAAAACAUAUAUAUAAAACAAAACGCUGGUAUUUAAUAAAGUUUGUCAAUUGAU